Molecule: messenger RNA, 2630 nt
Organism: Poecilia latipinna (sailfin molly)
Lineage: Eukaryota; Metazoa; Chordata; Actinopteri; Cyprinodontiformes; Poeciliidae
Gene: shld2
Product: shieldin complex subunit 2
Exons: 12
Coding region: 169-2502 (777 amino acids)
Biological process (GO): regulation of double-strand break repair via homologous recombination
Cellular component (GO): site of double-strand break; nucleus
Source: RefSeq, a predicted model, not a curated record
GAGCUGCUGCUGUUAGCCGUUAGCUUAGCUCAACACGAACAGUAGAAACACCGAAGAAAACUGAUAAUUACGGCUUAACCAGUAUAUGGCUUAUUGCCCAGGGCGGCACUCCCUUCAGGAUCAACCCACUUAAUAAAAACAACACAUUGCGCUGAAGACAGAUUCUCCAUGAAUAUUUCCCUGCAGCACAUUCCUCCAGUGGACACAAUGCAUCAGCGGCCAAAGAUCCACAUCUUCCUCGGCGCUCCUCCUCCUCUUCCUCCUUCACCUAAGAUGGAGAAAGAGGAGGAGGAGGAAGAGCGUCCUGCAGGAUGGAGACACCUGGAGCUCACCUGGAGGGCGGGCCGUCUCCGACCCACUGCAGAUGUUCUUGGGAAUGAGGAUCAGAGUAAGGAGAAUGCAACAGAACCGGAACUGGGUUGGGCCACAGGGUCCGCUAGAGGACGAUCCGAUGGAGAUGGAGGACUGGCGUCUGAAGCUGGAGCUCUGAGGACAGAGGGAGACUCGGAUGGUUCUGGGGAGGAUCUGUGUUCUGCUUCAAUCCAGGAGUACCUGGACCGCUGUUUCCCUCUAGCUCAACAAGAACCAGAACCAAAGCAGCAGCCUCCGUCCACCAGAACCCAGUUCCUCAGCACCUGGACUCUCAGCCAGGCCCUGAUCCUGAGAAGAAGACAUGCCGUCCAAUCAGCACUCAGCCCAGACAAAGCCCCGCCCAUCCCAGACAAAGCCCCACCCAUCCCAGACAAACCCCCGCCCAUCACAGACAAAGCCCCGCCCAUCACAGACAAAGCUCUGCCCAUUCCCCCUGUCAGCCCCCUGUCCGGCUCCUCCAGCACCCCGGAGCUGUUCAGCCUGGCUGCCUCGUCUCUUGGAGACUCCAUGGAGCUGUUCAGCCACACCUGUCCGGCCUCCAGGGCGGAGCAAGGUGGGGUCAUCAUGGAGGUCACUGCAGACGGCGUCCUCUGCUCUCAGGAGUCUGAUCCCCAGAUGUCCCCCACAUCGCCGCCUUGCAGCAAGAAACCACGACCCUCAGAGGAGUCGACGUCUGCAGCACCAGAGAGCUCCACGUCCAUCACCCGUCUGAACAGGUGCGACCAGGUGGGACGCAGGUACUCUGUCCUGGUGGUGGUGGUCCACCCAUGCCAUCUGAAGGAGGUCCAGGUGCGGUCGGGUCCGUCAGCAGGAAGCCGCGUUCCUCUGGCCUCCAUGGUGGUGACGGACCAAUCAGGAGCAGAGAUGAAGGUGGUGCUGUGGAGGAGAGCGGCCUUCUGGGUUCUGACCGUGAGUCCUGGAGAGGUUCUGCUCAUCACAGGGCUGCAGGUGAGGGAGGACAGGUGGAGAGCAGAGACUGUCCUCCAGUCCACCUUCUCCAGCAAACUGCUGAACCUGGGACACGCCUCCACCUCACCGCCAGUUAGCCAGCAGGUUAGCGCCUGUGCUCUGCGUUCUCUGUGUGGUUUCGUCAGAGAGCGGCGCCCCCUGCUGUUGUCCCUCCCCAGCCGGCCCCAGCAGGAUCUGAACCGGCUCCCUUACGCCACCCUGAGGUCGCUGCGGGUCAACACGCUGGUUCACGCUCUGCUGCGAGUCACGCACUCUCACAUCAGCUCAGAGUGGAGAGACGAGGCCGAGUCUUGGAACCGCUCGGCGGUCCAGAUGAAGGCGGUUCUGGCGGUGCAGCAGCCGGGCGGCCAGCAGGGGGCGCUGCUACUGUGGGGGACAGCCAUGGACUGGCUGCCCCGCUUCAGCAAACACAAAGAUGCUGUGUGGGACUUCAGAGUUCUCCUGGUAAGGGAGGGUUUGACCUCCGACCUCACAGAGCUGCACUCCACCCCCUGGAGCUCGGUCCGGGCUCUGGACCCGACAGACCGCCGGGCGCUGGACUUCCUGCGGGCGUGGCGCCGUCCAGGGCCGAGCGGCACGGCUCUGGAGCUGGACGUGGACACGCUGUUGUCCCAGAAGUACAGCGGUGAGGUGGAGCUCAGAGUCCAGGUGCUCAGCUUCCAGUUCCAGGAAGCUCCGCCCUCCCAGAACCCAGCACAGCCGGUUCUGGACGGCUCCACGCCGCGGGCCGGCCUCCUGGCGGCACUGAGCGGUGACAUCACCUACACCGGCUGUGGCCGCUGCGCCGCCGAGCUGGACACGGACCGCAACGGGAUCUACACGCCGUGCUACGCCUGCCUGCCGCUCACCGCCCUGCGCCGCUUCUACAGGCCAGGUGUGCUGACGGUGAGUGGGCGGGGCUCCCCCCACCUGACGGUCCGGGUUCCUCCGGUUCCUCUGCAGAAAAUCCUCCAAGCUCCUCCGGACCGACUACAGCGCAGCGCAGCUCCAGGUUCUCAGGUGAGACACGUCCAGGUGGCGGCGGAGAAGCUGCAGGCGCUGCUGGCUCUUCCCAGGAAGUGGGUGGUCAUCACGGUGCGGAGCCACUUCCUGUGCGACCAGAACAGCGUCCCCCUCAGUCAGGACUUCACUCUGCUGGACCUUCAGGUUCCGACCCAGUGAAGAACCCACCUGGUGGGCGGAGCUUACAGGCUCCUCCAGGUGUGUGGACUGGACCUGCUGCUGGCAGGUCACAUGACCCAUCAGUUUAUUAUUGUUACUAUGUCUGUAUUAAAUUAUUUUAACUGACC